CGGAUUUUUUAUCGAUAUCUCGUUGCGAGAUAUUGAUUCCGGCUUAUCGAAAAUCGAAACAUAUAUCGCAUAUCUCAUCGUAUCUCUCAAGUCUCUUCUUUCGUGGCGACGUCAGGACGUGAGUUUUCUAUAUUGACACAUUGCCAUGACUAACUCGAAAGGUUACAGACGUGGCACGAGGGACUUGUUCUCCCGCAAGUUCCGUAAACAUGGAACCAUUCCCUUAUCCACGUAUAUGAAAACGUACAAAGUCGGCGAUAUUGUCGAUAUUAAGGGAAACGGUGCUGUACAAAAGGGUAUGCCGUAUAAAGUCUAUCACGGCAAAACCGGUCGCGUGUUCAACGUGACUGCGCACGCCCUGGGAGUCAUCGUGAACAAGAGAGUGCGUGGACGUAUCAUUGCCAAGAGGAUCAAUGUUCGCAUCGAACAUCUGAGCCAUUCAAAGUGCAGAGAUGACUUCCUCAAGCGCGUCAAAGAGAACGAGAGACUCAGGAAAGAGGCAAAGGAGAAAAAUGUUCGCGUUCAGCUCAAACGACAGCCGGCCGAACCAUCUAAAGCACAUAUUGUGUCGGGACGUGAAGCGCCCAUCUUACUCGCACCAGUUCCAUAUGAAUUUAUUGCUUAAAAUAUUGAAUAAACUAUAAAAUUUUCAAAAUAGAAAUCUAAUCUAUUAUUCUUAUAUUACCAUCACAUAACAUUGCUUAAAAAGAGUUUGAAUAAUUAAUGCUCUGUCUUUGAAGAACAAAUAUCAUGUAUGAAAUAUUAAUAUGCUGCUUUUAAAUCUGAUUGCUUAUUUCAAUCUCAGACUAUAAAUAUAUCAUUGCGCAUAAUGCGUAACAAAUGAAA
This is a messenger RNA of Formica exsecta, 846 nucleotides long. It is a transcript of the gene RpL21, whose product is annotated as 60S ribosomal protein L21. Gene Ontology annotation, cellular component: cytosolic large ribosomal subunit; ribosome. The coding region runs from base 146 to 625 and encodes 159 amino acids. The transcript has 2 exons. NCBI's taxonomy places the organism in Eukaryota, Metazoa, Arthropoda, Insecta, Hymenoptera, Formicidae. The record is from RefSeq and is a predicted model, not a curated record. Gene Ontology annotation, biological process: translation. Gene Ontology annotation, molecular function: structural constituent of ribosome.